AAUACGACUCGCAAAAUUCUCUAGGGUUUUGCUGUUUCCUCUUCUUACUCUUCUUUUUGUGUUCUCUCUUGAAAGUUUCCGCCGCCGAUAUAGCAGACAGCCAUGGCUAGUACCAUUUCUCCUUCGGAUCAAGCUGCAGAUUUGCUGCAAAAUCUGAACCUUGAUCCAGAAACCAUGGCUCAAGUCCCUGAUACUGGGAAUAAGGAUGCGUAUGGCGGAAACAGUAAUGGGUUCUUACAUCCCUCGGUAGAAGCAACCAAGAGUGGGAAACCAAAUCUUUUAGCUAAUGGUAGGGCUAUAGCUACUGUCAAUAAAGGAUUGAACCAGAAGAAACUUGGUUACCAGAACUCUGCUGCUUAUUAUCAAAAGGGUUCAUAUGCAAGAGGUACCUACCCUACUGGCUAUUACCCUCCAGCGUACCAGUACCCGAGGUAUGGCUACGAGAUGAAUUACGCGUCUGGGAAGACCAACAGUCUUCACUAUCCUUACCUGAGUACUCAUCAGGGACGAUCAGCAUACAUGGACAGCAUGUACUCCUCGAUGUAUGGACCUUACAUGAGUGGCCUAGGAGGCUAUGGAUAUGAUUCGUAUGGUUAUGGAACUUACAAGCAAACUCCGAACUGGUAUGCAUUCAACAAUGGCUACAAGACAAGGAAUUAUGGAUAUCAUGGAUAUGGCAAAGAGAACGUUGAGGGGUUGAACGAGUUGAAUAGAGGGCCAAGAGCCAAGGGUUUCAAGAUUGGCCAAGAAGGUUCGCAGCCAGAGACUCUUAAAGAGCAGAACGCACUGGAGACCGAGAAGACAAAGGAAGAUGUUUCUCUUCCAGAUUCGAAGGAGUACAACAAGGAAGAAUUUCCUGCGACCUACUCACAUGCCAAGCUCUUUGUAAUCAAAUCUUACAGUGAAGACGAUGUUCACAAAAGCAUCAAAUACAGUGUGUGGUCCAGCACCCCCAAUGGCAACAAGAAGCUUAAUGCUGCUUAUAAUGAAGCUAAAGAAAAGUCAGAUGAGUCCUGCCCUGUUUUUUUACUCUUCUCUGUAAACACUAGUGGGCAAUUUGUUGGUUUAGCUGAGAUGGUAGGCCCAGUCGAUUUUAACCAGACUUUUGAAUACUGGCAGCAAGACAAGUGGAUCGGUUGCUUUCCUGUUAAGUGGCACAUUGUUAAAGAUAUCCCAAAUAGUUCCUUGAGGCAUAUAACUCUGGAGAACAAUGAGAACAAGCCAGUUACGAAUAGCCGAGACACACAGGAGGUAAACCUUGACCAAGGCAUCAAAGUCAUCAAGAUUUUUAAGCAACAUGUGAGCAAAACAUGCAUACUUGACGAUUUUGUUUUCUAUGAGAGUCGUGAAAAGAUAAUCCAAGAGGGGAAAAAGAAGCACCAGCAAUUUAAAAAACAGCAAGCUUUGGCUGCCAAUGACAAAAAGGUGACACCAAAAGAUGAACCUGAGGAAACCAAAGAGAAAACUACAUCACCAGAAGUAGCUAACGAAGUGAUUGAAGGAAUAACACAGAACAGUGUUGGUGAAGUUGCUAGUGCUUGUUGAACUUAUUAUCCUUUUUUCGCCACCAAAUUUGCUCCUUUCUUAGAGUGUGAGUUUGGGCCAGUUUGGUUUAUCUUUUUUAUGACGUAGAGGAAGGGAGAGAUGAUACGAGUAAAAACCCUAAGCAAUAUCCGUUUUUGUUGUUGGUUGUUGAAGUAGAAGAUAAAUGAGAAAGUUUAUGGUUUUUUCUUUUCAAGUGCUC
This is a messenger RNA of Eutrema salsugineum, 1744 nucleotides long. RefSeq names its product 30-kDa cleavage and polyadenylation specificity factor 30. The record is from RefSeq and is a predicted model, not a curated record. The transcript has 7 exons. Gene Ontology annotation, cellular component: cytoplasm. Lineage: Eukaryota; Viridiplantae; Streptophyta; Magnoliopsida; Brassicales; Brassicaceae. The coding region runs from base 103 to 1545 and encodes 480 amino acids. Gene Ontology annotation, biological process: mRNA destabilization. Gene Ontology annotation, molecular function: mRNA binding.